CUAUGAGCACACUGUCAACAUUCAACCUUACGACAAUUGAAUUUACCACGACCACUACCGCAAGGCAUCAUCCAUACAUAAUAUACUAGAGCUACUUCUAAAUAGCUGCUCAUACGCAAUCCACCAAAUAACAAUCCAACCUGCCAUUGCGGUAGACUGUCGCAAAGAUGCCUAGCAUGUGGUUGUCCGACAUGCAGAAGAUAGGAGUGGCCUUUUGUUCCGGCGGAAUGUUCUUCCUCACCGGCGGUGUGAUCAUGUUCUUCGAUAGAGCCAUGCUCGCAAUGGGAAACAUCCUAUUUCUCCUCGGCCUGACCCUCAUCAUCGGCCCCCAGAAAACACUCUACUUCUUCAUGCGCCAGCAGAAACUCAAAGGCACAGCGGCAUUCCUGUUCGGCAUACUCCUGAUCCUGCUGCGCUGGCCAUUCGUCGGCUUCUGCGUCGAGCUCUACGGCAUCCUGAUACUGUUUGGCGACUUCUUCGCGACCGCGGCGGGCUUUGUCCGCAAUGUUCCUGUCAUUGGACCCUAUCUUGCGUUUGCGCUGAACAGGCUGAGUGGCGCGACGGGCGGACGGAGAAAUGCUGAACUUCCCGUUUGAUUUACAUUUCAUUUUUUUUUCACGCCGGGAAUUGCAUUUCCGUGUACGCGUUUUGUCAAUAGUGAUAUAGGUUCCAUACCUUUUUUUUUUUGGUUUUAAGUUUUUCAUUGCAUGUCAUCUACCUGCUGGCGUGCAAAGGAUACGCUGGUAUGAACUGGUUGCGGAACCUUAGUUUUCUUUUCGAUAAGUCCUUGGAGAAAGGUUCACUGUGCGCAAGGAAGCAAAGAAAGUAUAGAGGUAAGUAUAUACGCGGCUCCGGCAGAGGUACGGGCGCUAGACCUCCGCUAUUGUUUGGGUUCCUCGAUUGAGGAAUCUCAUUAAAAAGGCUUUCCAUGAUGUUGGAGUCCAGGGUCCCUACAUCUUUGAUUGUCAACGCUCACAGGUCUGCGAAACCAUCUCUUCCCAUACAAUUUUGUACAUAUCCAUGUUUGAUAGACGGAGGGAUGAGCGGCGAGGCGAGGCG
Messenger RNA from Xylona heveae TC161, 1059 nucleotides. Its product is annotated as Got1 family protein. Gene Ontology annotation, cellular component: endoplasmic reticulum; Golgi cis cisterna; Golgi membrane. The transcript has 5 exons. Lineage: Eukaryota; Fungi; Ascomycota; Xylonomycetes; Xylonales; Xylonaceae. Gene Ontology annotation, biological process: endoplasmic reticulum to Golgi vesicle-mediated transport; retrograde transport, endosome to Golgi. The record is from RefSeq and is a predicted model, not a curated record. Bases 168 to 596 code for a protein of 142 amino acids.